Oxyura jamaicensis (ruddy duck) is the source of this 1933-nucleotide messenger RNA. RefSeq lists its product as uncharacterized. The record is from RefSeq and is a predicted model, not a curated record. NCBI's taxonomy places the organism in Eukaryota, Metazoa, Chordata, Aves, Anseriformes, Anatidae. Bases 71 to 1708 code for a protein of 545 amino acids. The transcript has 5 exons.
GUUCUGCGGGCGCUUAGGACGGGCGGUGGCGGCGCCGUGCCGGGUCGCCCCGCGCCCCGCGACGGUCGCCAUGUUGCGCCCCGCCGGCUACUUCGCCGCAUUCCUCUGCCCCUUCGACCGGGCGGCGGGCGGCGGCUGUUGGCGGCCGCACUGCCAGUACCUGCACGAAGCGUCGCGGCGGCCGGCGGCCGAGAGGUGUCCGUGUGCCGUCGCCGGCCCCUCGGAGGGGCUGUCUAUCUCUUCCAUAACAAAAGAAGAUGAAAAUGCUAAGCAGCAGUUGGCUAAGCCAACAGAAGUAUUUCCAUGUGAAUAUCAAGAGGGGAAUUCAAAAGUGUCUCCAUUUAGGAGGGAAUUCACAAAGAGGUCAAGAAACUAUUCCCCCGUGGAACUUGAAGAAUCUGAUGACGAAUGUGAUCUUGUCAUUAAUGUGCCACCACUUCUUUUUAAUAAAAGACAAAGAAAAAAUAGGGACUAUAAAAACUUGAAUAGAGAAGAAGAACUGGAUGCUGUAAUAAGUGCAGAAGAAUUGCAUGGUAGUGCCAUAGCAGAUGGUCCUGGGUAUACAGCAGAAAAAUCAGAGAAAAUAGUUGAUUUGCAGGAGAGUGGCAAAUGUUUAAAUGAAUCUGAAAAAGCAAGGAGUGUUUCUCUGAAAGCAAAUAAAAUUUAUUUGCCUGAUGUAAACACUGAAACAUUGAAGAUUUCUGAGCAGAGAAAGAGAAGUGCUUGUACCUUACAGAAACAUAAAUCUGCUUCUGCUGAGGCAGAUGUGUGGAAGGAGAUUCUGAAGCAAGAGAAAGCAGAAAGCAAUAUAUUGGUCAAAGAAUUUGUUGAGGAAUAUACUGCUAGUGAAAACUGUGUGGGCAGUGGAAGAGUAACACAGUCUGUCUUGUGUACUAGUCACUCAUCUGAAGAUGAAACUACAAUAGAAAGACCUGGCAAGCAAGUAAAUACAGAGAAAAGUCGCAGCACAGAUAAAAAUGGGGGAAAUGAUAGCCCACAGGAUAUUUACUUGCAUCCAACUGAUUUCUUAAAUGUGGGCAAGGAGGCUUGCUGUGGUACAGUUUUACAAACCAAAAACACUGAUAAAAGCAGUUUUGUUGAACCUGCGUGCAGAAACAAGAAAGACAGUGAAAUAAUUAUGAGUUCAUCUGCUGAAGAAAUGGAAUCCAGUGGGGAGGACCCAGAGCUCUCAGAAUCAGACGAUCCUAUAGAGGAGUGUCGGAGGAUUUUUGAGGAGUUUGAAAGAGAGGCACAAAAGAAAGAUAGUGAUAAGCAGACUUGUGGAGAAAAUGUGGAUGCCAGUUUAUUAGAAACUGAAGUUAACGUUGCUGGACAAAAGAGAAGAAUUGCACACAUGGCAAAAUUUGAUGUACAUAACAAAAAUGAAAUGGAGCCUUUUGAAGGAUCUCCUGUGCAGCAAGGUCCUAAUAAUACAAGAGUCCAGACAGCACAGUUGAAAGCAGGGGAGUUAACAGCUUCUGUUGGUACAGAUUCUGGACAGAAGAAGUGUAUGUCUAAAUGGUCAGCUAUUCAAGUCCAAAGUAACAGAUCAACUGCUUCUUUAAAUUUGCUUGAAGUUCAGCCCGUUGAAACAGUCAGUGGUCAACUGCGUAUACCAAUUGAAGGAAAUGCUGAAAUAGUAAUGCCGUGCAGACUGUCUGUUGGUUUAUUUGAAAGGACUGCUGUCAUGCCAUACGAGGUACUGUAGAGUUACAGAGCUUUGGUAUAUGAAAGGGAACAGAGGUGGAAAAACUGCAAUUUCAGACAGUAUGCUAGAAUGCAAACACAAUAACAUGAUAUACCUCAUAUACAUGAUAUUUAGCUUUAAAAACAAACAAACAUACAACUGAUCAUGGUAUGCAUUAAAUCAUAUUUCAAAUCAAGAUUACAUGUAUGUGCUUGCGGAAUGUCCUGCAGUAAUGCUCAAAGAGAU